This is a messenger RNA of Oncorhynchus kisutch (coho salmon), 1860 nucleotides long. Its product is annotated as 5-hydroxytryptamine receptor 7-like. Gene Ontology annotation, cellular component: plasma membrane. The record is from RefSeq and is a predicted model, not a curated record. Gene Ontology annotation, molecular function: G protein-coupled serotonin receptor activity. Gene Ontology annotation, biological process: chemical synaptic transmission; adenylate cyclase-activating adrenergic receptor signaling pathway; positive regulation of MAPK cascade. Lineage: Eukaryota; Metazoa; Chordata; Actinopteri; Salmoniformes; Salmonidae. The transcript is spliced from 2 exons. The coding region runs from base 46 to 1284 and encodes 412 amino acids.
UAAUAGGCAUUAAAAUAAUGGUUCCAAUGAAAUAGUAUUAAUCUUAUGAGAUCAUAUUUGACCAAAGACCUGAUGAAGGAAUUUGCCAGGACCAGCAUGACUACAGCGGGGAUGGAUCUGCGUUUGCUGAGAGCGCCCCAAACAACCAUCGCAAUUUUGCCAACUCUGAGCUUCACGGAAAAUGACACCAGCUGCGGGGAGCAGAUUCUUAGCCACGGGAAUGUGGAGAAGGUGCUUAUCGGAGGAGUUCUCACUGUGCUCACUUUGUUCACUAUUUGCGGGAACUUACUUGUGGUGAUAUCCGUGUGCUUUGUGAAGAAGCUGAAACAGCCCUCCAAUUAUCUAAUUGUCUCUCUGGCCGUGGCAGACCUGUCCAUAGCGGUGGCGGUGAUGCCCUUUGUCAGCAUCACGGACCUCAUCGGGGGGCAGUGGAUCUUCGGACAGGUGUUCUGCAACGUUUUCAUUGCCAUGGACGUGAUGUGUUGCACUGCUUCGAUCAUGACCCUGUGUGUAAUAAGCAUAGACAGGUACCUAGGCAUAACUAAACCCUUGACCUACCCUGUGCGACAGAGUGGGAGAUGCAUGGCGAAAGUAGUUCUGUCUGUGUGGCUGCUGUCUGCUUCCAUCACCCUGCCCCCGUUGUUCGGCUGGGCCCAGAACGUCAACGAUGACAAGGUGUGUCUGAUCACCCAAGACGUGGGCUACACCAUCUACUCCACCGCCGUUGCAUUCUACAUCCCCAUGUCGGUGAUGUUGAUGAUGUACUACCGCAUCUACCGAGCAGCCAAGGUGAGCGCCGCCAAGCACACCAUCCAAGGCUUCCCCAAGGCAGAGGACGAGCGUAACAGUGUUGACUGCGUGGCCGCGGCCUUUAAGCUCCAGAAGGAGGUUGAGGAGUGUGCCAGUUUCUCUCGUCUGCUUAAGAACGACAGGAAAAACAUCUCCAUCUUCAAGCGGGAGCAGAAGGCGGCCGCUACGUUGGGGAUCGUUGUGGGGGCCUUCUCUGUCUGCUGGCUGCCCUUCUUCCUGAUGUCCACGGCCAGGCCCUUCAUCUGUGGGGUAGAAUGUAGCUGCGUUCCCCUCUGGGUGGAAAGGUUUCUCCUCUGGCUGGGCUACGCCAACUCCCUCAUCAACCCAUUCAUCUAUGCCUUCUUCAACAGGGACCUGAGGACCACCUACCGUAACAUCUUGCUCUGCAGGUACAGGAACAUUAACCGCAAACUCUCCGCCACCUGCAUGCACGAGGCCAUCAAGCUGGCUGAGAGACCGGAUCUGGAGAUCUAGAACAGUGUUUCUUAAACUUCUCUAACACUUUGCUACAUAAGGACCGGCAAACUAUGGUUUAGAUCAGGGUGUCAAACAUUCGACUGCGGCCUGUGGGUGGUUUGAGUAAUAAAAAAAAACAUCGAUAAUAGUGAUAAUGGACUUAAAUUUUUACAGUCUCUUCACUCUGUCCAUCUUGUUAACAAUCAUCAAAACGAAAGCUUAACAGUCAGGGAGCAUCAAAAUUACAAAAAUGAGGUGCAAAAUGAGUUUGACACCCCUGGUUUAAAUGAAAACUUGGGCUUGACAUAUGACUAAAUUGGAGCAGACAACCAUCUGUGGUCCACAGGUCCACAGACCAGGGGUUGGAAAACACUACUCUCGACUGAGGAAUCCUAUUCAUGAGUAGAGAAGGCUACAUGCAUGUGUAUAGAAUAACUGACAUUAUUGUUCAUACCUGGCACACACAAGAACAUUAGAUCCACAUCUUGUCAGGUUAUACACAGUACAUUUUGCAGUGUUCAUUUCACUUAAAGAGUUCAUUUUAACACUACCUCAGAUAACAUAUAGUCCCACUCUACAGAGUGUAAAAAGUAC